GUGUGUCCCACUCUGCGUCCUUGUCCCUGCCUCCUGGUAGCCAGGAGCCACCCAGCAGCCGGCUUGUGAUUGGCCGGAGGAGCGGGGUUCUUGACACAGCGUGGUGCUGACUUCUCCGGGACGUGUUUCAACAGAUGGUCGAGGUUAGAGUGUGUCAUCACAUCGGAGAGAGGAUUAGAGGAGAGAGGUUGUCUUCCAGGAGCUGUGUGGUCCCCCUCCUCUCCCCUCCUCGCGCCGCUCUUGAAAGUAAAAACCCCAGCACCGCCAAGACCCAAAACCCCUCUGUGAGCAAAGGAAGAUCCGGUGCAGGAUAAACCCAAAGAGAAGGAUCCCAGCCCUGCCUCUCGCUCAGGCAAACCCUCUGCUCUGCUGUCUUCCAGUCAACACAGGCUGUGAAAGCUGCAUGAGUGCAAGUGAGUGAGUGGCCUGGCUGGACCUCUGCUCCCACCUAUCUCUCUCGCUCCCUCUCUCCGUUAAUCCUCCCGUCGACCCAUCCGGCGGCUCGUUGUACCAGACACCAUGCUUAUCCUGUGGAUGUCCUGGGUGGCACUGCUGACUGUGGACUGGACUCCAGGCAGCUGGGCCUUUACCACCACCAGGGCUCAGGGGCUUAGGGGUCGCAUCCAGAAAGAUCGAAGAAACAUCCGGCCCAACAUCAUCCUCAUCAUGACCGAUGACCAGGACGUUGAGUUAGGUUCUCUUCAAGUGAUGAACAAAACCCGCAAGAUAAUGGAAGACGGCGGCACAAAUUUCAUCAACGCCUUCGUCACUACGCCGAUGUGCUGCCCGUCACGCUCGUCCAUGCUGACGGGGAAGUACGUCCACAACCACAACACCUACACCAACAACGAGAACUGCUCGUCCCCGUCUUGGCAGGCUCAGCACGAGCCGCGCUCCUUCGCUGUUUACCUCAACAACACCGGCUACCGGACAGCUUUCUUUGGGAAAUACCUCAACGAGUACAACGGCACCUACAUCCCACCUGGGUGGCGYGAAUGGGUCGGACUGAUCAAAAAUUCCCGCUUCUAUAAUUACACCGUUUGUCGGAACGGUUACAAGGAGAAGCACGGUGCCGACUACGCCAAGGACUAUUUCACCGAUCUGAUCACCAACGAUAGCAUCAGCUUUUUCCGCAUGUCCAAGAAGGUAUUUCCCCACCGUCCUGUGAUGAUGGUCAUAAGUCACGCUGCUCCUCAUGGACCAGAAGACUCAGCCCCACAAUAUGCAGAGCUCUUCUCAAAUGCUUCGCAGCACAUAACCCCGAGCUACAACUAUGCCCCAAACAUGGACAAACAUUGGAUCAUGCAGUACACAGGCCCCAUGAAGCCAAUCCACAUGGAGUUCACCAACUUCCUGCACCGGAAAAGGUUGCAAACUCUGAUGUCAGUCGACGACUCUGUCCAGAAAGUUUAUGACAUGCUGGAGGAAACCGGUGAGCUGGACAACACUUACAUCAUCUACACAGCUGAUCACGGCUACCACAUCGGUCAGUUUGGGUUAGUCAAAGGGAAAUCGAUGCCUUAUGAUUUUGAUAUCAGAGUGCCGUUCUUCCUAAGAGGACCAAAUGUGGAACCAGGAGCAGUAAACCCUCACAUGGUGCUGAACAUUGAUCUAGCUCCCACCAUUCUCCACAUUGCCGGCCUGGACACCCCCCCAGACAUGGAUGGAAAGUCCAUCCUUAAGCUGCUGGAACAGGAACGGACUGGCAACAGAUUCAAGCCCAACCGGAAACCCAAAGUCUGGAGAGACACGUUCCUGGUGGAGAGAGGUAAGAUCCUGAGAAAGAAGGAUGACUCUAUCAGCACCCAGCAUACCAACAGUCUGCCCAAACACAAGAUGAUCAAAGCRACAUGCCAGCAGGCCGAAUUCCCAACAUCGUGUGAACAACCUGGACAGAAAUGGCGCUGUGUGGAGGAGAUCUCGGGGAAGUGGAGGUUGCAGAAGUGUAAAGGUGGUUCGAAAGAUGGCUCCAGGAAGAGGAGCCACAGUCUGAAGCCCCGCAGCAGCUAUGACAAGGAGUGUGACUGCGAGGACCCUCUGUACAAACCGUCUAAAGCCGAUCGGCGCGCCCAGCGGCASCUGUCUUCAUCAGGCCAACGUUUUCGGCCUCGUUUCGUCCACACGCGCCCCGCCAGAUCACUGUCCGUGGAGUUCGAGGGUCAGAUAUACGACGUCGACCUGCAGGCGGACGACCAGUCAGCCGUCCGCCGCCGCGUCAUCUCUAAACGCCACUACAACCCCGAGGACUCGGAGUUCAACUUGGGCUCUGACGACGGCUCGGAGGAGAUGCUGGCGGAUGAUACAAACACGGUGGGAUACCCCACCUCUCUGAAAGUGACCCACAAAUGUUACAUCCUGAUGAAUGACAGCGUCCACUGUGAGCGAGAAAUCUACGAGUCGUCCAGAGCCUGGAAAGACCAUAAGAGCUACGUAGACCAGGAGAUUGAACAACUUCAAGGCAAAAUCAAAAACCUUCGAGAAGUCAAAGGUCAUCUGAAGAGGACGCGCCCUGACGAGUGCGACUGUGGAAAGAGCUAUUACAACAAAGGAGUCCRAAACAAGGCAGAAAGACUGAAGAACAGGAACGAUCAGCUCCAUCCGUUUAAGGAGGCCGCCCACGAAAUCGACGCAAAGGCCCAGCUGUUCAACGAGAUCCGGCGGAGGAAGAAGGAGAGGAAGGAGAAGAAGCGCCAGAGGAAAGGAGACGACUGCAGCCUGCCGGGCCUCACGUGUUUCACACACAACAACGACCACUGGCAGACCGCCCCCUUCUGGACACUGGGUGGGUUCUGUGCGUGCACCAGCUCCAACAACAACACCUACUGGUGCCUGAGAACCAUCAACGAGACGCACAACACGCUCUUCUGCGAGUUCUCCACCGGCUUCCUCGAGUACUUUGAUCUCAACAGUGACCCCUACCAGCUGAACAACGUGGUGUUUUCGGUGGACCAGGAGGUCCUGAACUCGCUUCACGCUCAGCUCAUGGAGAUGAGGAGCUGCCAGGGCUACAAGCAGUGUAACCCUCGUCCAAAAGGCUUGGAAGCAGGAGGUAAAGAUGGAGGAAGCUAUGAGCCACACAGGCGRCAGCAGCAUCGAAAGUGGUCAAAGAGGAGACCGAGCCUGUCCUCCCUCACACAGCCGGUAUGGGACGGACGACAGAGUUAAGCUGCCCAAUCUGACCGAUGAGGAGGUGAACUGGCAGGAACUGGAGGACUUGUAUAGCAUAAACGAAAGCCUGUAUGAAUGUAGGCCUGACUACAGCCCCAGCCCAGACAACUGGGCCAACUUCCAGAAGGAUGUAGAUAAAAUGUUUGCACUGAGACACGUUUUAAACAACCAAACCCAAAAGCUCGACAACUCCACCCUGCCAGAGCUGGGCUCUGGGGCCGGGGGUGGAGGCCUCGAAGACGGCAGCGGAGAAGAGCUGGCCUCUACCAGCGGCGUCUGGCCGGGCCCGGUCGCCACCCCCGUCCCCAGCAGAACGCCACCGGCACCGCCCGCACCAGGAAAGAAACCGGACCCCAUUGUGAACGACCUUCCCGAGCACGUCGACGGCAGACUCGGGGGGUCGGCUCCGCCAGGCCGAGACGAGGCUGCGCUCCGGAGCGACGCGCRGCAGUUGGAGGAGAUGGAGGGAGAAGCGUUCAGCGGGAAUGGAAUGACGGAGCUGGAAACGCAACACGACGGCGUCAUGCGUACGCACACCAGCCUGCGAGCCCGAUCAGAACCCGGACACGGUCUCGGCUUUGGGCUGGACCCUGAUGAAGAGGAGGACAUUUUCAAGGCCCAAGGCUACAUCCCUUUCUUCCCRCAAAACCUGAGGCUGAAGGUGCAGGCCAGAAACCCCGCCCAGACUAUCGGGGUGGUACUGAACACCCCCCCGCAGGCUUCUCUUCCCCUCAGCUUGGACUACGAGGGCAGCGGCUCUCCACCCUCCAAUCAGACCCUCUGAGGCUCCAGCUUCUGGCUGCCAKAGACACACAGACGCUGUGAUUAAGAGCUUUGCAGCAGCGAGUAACACCGCCUCAGUCAGUCUGAGUUGUAUAAGUAUUAAAAUUGUUGAUAUAUAUUUUUAUAACUGGUGCCUGCAUUUAUUAGUAAACAAUAUUACUAAUAAAUGUAAACAGCUUUUUCCCCCUGCUGUACAUAUAAAUAGUAUAAAAAGAAAAGCCUUCAGGCAGCUGAACUUCAGAGUUGGUAUUGAAGAUGAUUAUUUCCUUAUAGAUGCAUUGAUGUUUAAUAUUUAAUAAAGUUGUUUUUAUUCAWACAAACGGUGAGAUGAAACCUUUUCAGCGGCUGAAUGGACGAUUGUUCAGUUUCGCUGCAGACAUUAAGUGAACUGGUAAUUUUGACGAAAACAUUCAAAAACUAAAAGCUUCUAUUUGAGGGAAAACAUACAGAAAAGACAUUACUUUGUUUGAAUAAUCAAGUCUUUUUGCACUUUUAGCUUAUCAGCAUGGCAGUCAAUUAAGUUUAGGCCAUCGAGUUUGUUUCUGUAUAAGAAAAGCCAUUGCAUCAUUGCGAUGUGAUGUUUGUAAAUGUAACCAAAAAAAUGUUGACUUGAAUCUGCAGAAACUGCAUAAAGUGCACCAGAACGACCUUUCUUCUGACAGGCUGUUCAAUAAYGACUUCAAGGAAGACCAUGAUGCUGUUAAUAAACUGUUUCAAACUCGAA
Molecule: messenger RNA, 4675 nt
Organism: Austrofundulus limnaeus
Lineage: Eukaryota; Metazoa; Chordata; Actinopteri; Cyprinodontiformes; Rivulidae
Gene: sulf1
Product: sulfatase 1
Exons: 21
Coding region: 520-3165 (881 amino acids)
Biological process (GO): positive regulation of vascular endothelial growth factor production; heparan sulfate proteoglycan metabolic process; negative regulation of fibroblast growth factor receptor signaling pathway
Cellular component (GO): plasma membrane; endoplasmic reticulum; cell surface
Molecular function (GO): N-acetylglucosamine-6-sulfatase activity; glycosaminoglycan binding; calcium ion binding
Source: RefSeq, a predicted model, not a curated record